Messenger RNA from Benincasa hispida (wax gourd), 537 nucleotides. The record is from RefSeq and is a predicted model, not a curated record. NCBI's taxonomy places the organism in Eukaryota, Viridiplantae, Streptophyta, Magnoliopsida, Cucurbitales, Cucurbitaceae.
AUGACUACAACUAGGUUUGAAAUUGAAAAGUUUGAUGGAAAGACAGAUUUUGAAUUGUGGAAAGCUAAGAUCAAGGCAGUAUUGGGACAACAAAAGGCACUUCUGGCCAUCACAGACCUAACAAAGUACCCUAAAACAUUCACAGAUGUAGAAAAAGAGAUAAUAGAGGUAAAUGCCUAUGGAACUAUUGUUUUAAAUGUUACAGAUAAUGUUUUAAGGCAAAUAGUUGACCGGCAAACUGCUUUUGAUCUUUGGAACAAAUUAAAUGAGAUUUAUCUCAACAAAGAUCUUCUUAAUAAAGCUUUCUCGAGGAAAAGAUUUUUCACAUAUAAAAUGGAUUAUGCAAAAUCCCUCACUGAAAAUUUGAAUGAAUUCAAGAGACUGUCAUUAGAAUUCAGAUCAAUAGGAGACAACAUUGGGGAAGAAAAUGAGGUCUUUAUCCUACUAAACUCCUUACCAGACUCGUUUAAAGAUGUUAAAGCAACAAUGAAGUAUGGUAGAAAAAGAUCACCACAGAAGCAAUUAUUUCAACAGUAA